UGUUUUCUCUCUCUCCCCUCCCUCUCUCUAUCUGACGUGUCGGGGCUAGCGUUGGGAGAGUUCCUCCACGUUAAUGUUUGAUAGGAGGUUGCACUGAGGGCAGAAGGCAUCGGUUGCUGUUUCUCUCCUCUGUGUCUCACCUGCGUUCGGUGUGUGAUUUUCCCCCCCGUCUCUGUCUCACCUGCGCACGAGGACUGCGUUCCCCGCGUGAAGCCGAGAUUUCGAGGAGAACGAGGGAACGCUGUUCCGGAGGCCAUGGAGGUCCUGGUGCUGGUUGAUUUUGAGGGGACCAUGAAGGACGAGCUGGAGGUGCAUGUGGGGGACGUGGUGAAGAAAGUUACCAAGGCAACCGAGGAGGGCUGGCUGCAGGGGGAGCUGCGGGGGAAGCGGGGGAUCUUUCCCGCCAACUUUGUCAAGGAGGUGCCAGUGUAUUUGAUCGGAGACAGCAAGCGUGAGCCAAGGAGCAUAAGGACAUCGAGGAUGCCGAAACUGCAGACGAGGAAGUGCGAGGUGGCGUUCGCCUACAGCCGCCAGAACGCGGACGAGCUGGAGCUGGCGGUGGGCGACACUGUAGAGAUCAUCAAAGAGAUUGAAGAUGGCUGGUGGUUGGGCUCGAAAAAUGGUGAGGUGGGGGCAUUUCCAUCAAACUUUGUCAAAGAGAUUUUCAUCACCCCAAAAGACGCCAAAAACGAAGGGAAGAGUCGACCGAAGCUGACUGAGGCCCUGUUCAGCAAGGAGGUGAAACAGACGCAGAGGGCGAGUGUGAGGAAGAAGAUCAGCGAUGCGAAGGAAUGCGCCCAGGUGAUGUUCGACUACGCGGGCGUGGCCGAGGACGAGCUGACGAUGAAGAAGGGCGACAUCGUCAAGAUAAUCUCCAAGGAGACGGAGGACGAGGGAUGGUGGGAGGGCGAGCUGAAUGGGAAGCGGGGCUUCUUCCCCGACAACUUUGUGAUGCUGAUUCCGACGGACACUCUGCAAUCCCAGGACAAGAACAAGCCGCCCGCGCGCCGCGACACCCCCCCGACCGCAGCCAAAGGAGAGCCGUCGCCAAUGGAGACUAAGACACGCGAGCCCAGCCCGCCUGCUCCAAAAGAUGAGAAGAUGGACUCCAAAGACCUGAGAAGUGACCCCCCCAACAAGCUGAUGUUGCCAGGCAUGCGGAAGGCCCCCCCUCCACCGGCGAAGCCUCACAAAUAUACACCUAACAAAGCCAAUGGAGAGCUGCCACCCGCGUUGCCAAAAACCACGGAAAAAGACAAAGAUGCAGACCAGCUGAGUGUGGAGGUGUCCACUGAGAAGCUGACACACCCCACGGCCAACAGAGCCAAACCCCCCCAGCGUAGACCCCCAACCUCCCUGGCCGCCGGAGCAGGGGCUGAAGACGGUCUGCUAUGCCCCAAGAGCGCAACUGCCCCAAAACCUGACGAGCCCGACCAGGGGGGGGGCACCCAGCCCCCCAGGCCCACCCACGAGGAGGAGGAACUCCGCGCCGAGGUUCGAGAGCUGAGCAUGGCUCUGGAGCUGCUAAAGAACAGGCAGCAGCUGGACAUCGCGGAGCUGAAGGAGGAGCUGAAAGAAGAGCGAAACAAACGGAUAGCGCUGCAGGAGGAGGUGCAGCUUCUGAAGUUGAAGGGCUUUGUCAACCACUGACACCACCCCCCCCAGAACAAAAUGUACUCAAACCCGAAAACCCAGGAGAGGGAGAAAAGAGAGAAUAAGAAAAGAGCGAGAGAAAAAGAAAUGUGUGAAGGCUGCGAGUCAAGCUGGUGUGAACGUAGAGCGUUUUUAUGUAACACAUAAACAGAGGUGCUUUCCCAAAUACAUGCCAUUGCUGCCUCUGCGUUAAAACCUGAACACACCUGGUGCUCUGGAAACAUCCCUCAGUGCUUCUUCAGAGCUGCCGGGUUCAAGAGGCCAUUUUCAGGGCUUGAGAGACAAGAGUCAUGUGACUGGUCCAAAGACCACAGGUGAAAGUGCAUUUUUAGAUUUAUUUUAUUUUAUUAUUAUUAUUAUUAUUAUCAUCAUUUUUUUGUAUAUUGAUCAAUGUGCAUCCUUCAUUGGGAGUGCAUUGUUCUCUGGUAGACAUAUGGCUACAGUUGUUGAACAUUAAUCAACAUUCUUUUUACCAAACUACUGCACUAUAAUAAAGGUGGGGGGCUAUUAUAUUGAUGAGCUAUCUGCUGUAAACUGAGAAAUAGGAUUCUGUUCUUUUUUUAUUUUAUUCUUAUGUAUUAUUUGCUUUGUGCCUUAAACAUGUACGUUCACAUUGUAAUAUGGACAUAUGUAUUUAGCUGGAAGAAAAGGUCACUGUCCCAGAAUGUAAAAAUAUUUUAUUUUUACAAAAAGAUUUCAGUUCCCAAAA
Molecule: messenger RNA, 2362 nt
Organism: Anguilla anguilla (European eel)
Lineage: Eukaryota; Metazoa; Chordata; Actinopteri; Anguilliformes; Anguillidae
Gene: mnmip1
Product: SH3 domain containing 21
Exons: 17
Coding region: 256-1650 (464 amino acids)
Molecular function (GO): protein binding
Source: RefSeq, a predicted model, not a curated record